UUUGCCACCUGAACUUGGAGAAGGUUUUGAAAACUUGAUCUCAGUUCUUCCCACUUCCUUUUCCAAAGCAUGAAGAGAAGAAGAACAUGAAUCCAAAUGGUCCAAAUCUUGUAUUUUUACUGAAUAAAAGUCUCACCUUGAACCAACUAAAACAAAUCCAUGCACCCAUUAUCACCAAUGGCCUUAACGAGCUUCAGAGCCUCUUGCUCCGCCAUGUCCUCCACUCAAAUUUCACUUACUCUAGAACUAUAGCUCAGUAUGUGCACCAAAUCCUUCACAAUUUGCAAAACCCAGAUGACUUUUCAUGGGGUUGUGCCAUUCGUUUCUUCUCUCUGCAUUUCCAGUACAAAACGGCUUUGUCUCUUUACGUUCAAAUCAAAAGGCUAGGACUGUGCCCAACUAGUUUUGCUGUGUCCUCAGCUCUAAGGGCAUGUGCUAGGAUUGUACAUAAGGUGUGCGGGACUUCAAUCCAUGCCCAGGUUCAUAAGUAUGGGUUUUGCGGCUGUGUUUAUGUACAAACUGCCCUUGUGGACUUGUAUUCUAAACUGGGUGACAUGGAAACUGCACGGAAGGUGUUUGAUGGAAUGACAGAGAAGAAUGUGGUUUCUUGGAAUUCUAUCUUAUCUGGGUAUUUGAAAGCUGGGAAUAUGGAAGAGGCUCAGGUGGUGUUUGAUGAGAUUCCGAAUAAGGAUGUUGUGUCUUGGAAUUCAAUGGUUUCGGGGUAUGCAAGAAUAGGGAAUAUGGACAAGGCGUUUUUCUUGUUUCAACAAAUUCCAGAGAGGAGUUCAGCAUCUUGGAAUGCAAUGAUUAGUGGUUUUGCGGAUUGUGGAAGAAUGGAAUCGGCACGAAGCAUUUUUGAUUCCAUGCCAUUAAGAAAUAAAGUUUCUUGGAUUGCCAUGAUUAGCGGGUACUCAAAAUGCGGCAAUGUUGAGUCUGCUCGUCAACUCUUUGAUCAGAUGAGUGAGAAAGACGUGCUUUCUUUUAAUGCCAUGAUAGCUUGCUAUGCGCAAAAUAGUCAACCAAAGGAUGCCCUUGAGCUGUUCAACCAGAUACUUAAACGGGAGGUGAAUAUUCAACCAAAUGAGAUGACUUUGGCGAGUGUUAUAUCUGCUAGUUCACAACUGGGAGAUUUGAAAUUUGGGUUAUGGAUUGAGACGUAUAUGAGUAAGGAUGGAAUUGAAUUAGAUGAUCAUUUGGCUACUGCUUUACUUGACUUGUACACAAAAUGUGGAGACAUUGAAAGGGCAUAUAAGUUGUUUCAUGGCUUGAAAAAGAGAGAUGUAGUUGCUUAUUCAGCGAUGAUCUUGGGUUGCGGCAUAAAUGGUAAGGCAGUUGAUGCAACCAAGAUGUUUGAGGAGAUGGUAAGCGCCCAAAUUUGCCCAAAUUCGGUCACAUACACUGGGCUACUAACUGCCUAUAACCAUGCUGGUUUGGUUGAAGAAGGCUACCGAUGCUUUAAUUCAAUGAAUGACCAUGGAGUUGUGCCUUCAGGCGAUCAUUAUGGGAUCAUGGUCGACCUUUUAGGCAGGGCAGGACAGUUCGAUAAAGCACUUGAGCUAAUAAGGAGCAUGCCGAUGCAACCUCAAGCUGGGGUGUGGGGAGCCUUGCUUCUUGCUUGCUCAUUACACAAUAAUGUUGAGCUUGGAGAGAUUGCCGCUCGGAAUUGCUUUAAAUUGGAGCCUGAUAAAAGCGGUUAUUAUGCUCUUCUUGCCAACAUUUAUGCUUCUGCUGAGAGAUGGGACGACGCGAGGAAAUUGAGAAAGGUUAUGGAGAAGAAAGGAUUCACCAAGAUUCCUGGGUGUAGCUGGAUGCAAUCAAUCUGAAUUGUUUUACAAUUACAAGCUCAGAAGUACAACAUGUACAAUAGUUGGGCAGAAAAAGUUAGAAUUCCUGUAGAAAACCAGAUGAAUUCUGUGGACUGUCCUCAGCUGGCAGGGACUUUUCUUGUAGGUCUCCUCUUCAUUCUUCAAUUCUUUACCUAGCAAGGUACACAAGUAAGAUUUUCUUGAUCUUCAGCUAACUCCUUGGUUGAGUUUAUGUAACAGUAAUAAUUGUUAUUUUAAAUCACUAAAGAAACUGUUUAAAAACAGGAAUAUUUUAGACCAUCUCCAUUUAUUGUA
Prunus mume (Japanese apricot) is the source of this 2120-nucleotide messenger RNA. The record is from RefSeq and is a predicted model, not a curated record. Lineage: Eukaryota; Viridiplantae; Streptophyta; Magnoliopsida; Rosales; Rosaceae.